Molecule: messenger RNA, 2314 nt
Organism: Manihot esculenta (cassava)
Lineage: Eukaryota; Viridiplantae; Streptophyta; Magnoliopsida; Malpighiales; Euphorbiaceae
Product: transcription factor bHLH112
Exons: 7
Coding region: 119-1546 (475 amino acids)
Biological process (GO): regulation of transcription by RNA polymerase II
Cellular component (GO): nucleus
Molecular function (GO): RNA polymerase II cis-regulatory region sequence-specific DNA binding; DNA-binding transcription factor activity, RNA polymerase II-specific; protein dimerization activity
Source: RefSeq, a predicted model, not a curated record
UAUAUAGAGAAAGAGACAGAGAGAGGUAGCUCAAGGUAACAACAAAGUAAAGAAGAAGGAAGAUAUAUAUAUAUAUAUAUAAAAGAGAAACACACAAGCCUACAAUUCAUUGUUGGCCAUGGCAGAGGAAUUUCAGACCGGGAUUUGCGGCGGGAACUGGUGGAGCUUGUCGAAAAGCGUGUUCAUGGGUGGUGGUGGCUCAUCACCCUGCUCUACGGGAAUUAACGCAACUGACAUGGGGAAUUAUGGGUCUUGGAUGGUGACGGAUGUGGUGGACAUGAAGUCAAGGUCAUGCAAGCUCCAUAAUAUUAACACCGCUAAUUCACUCUCACCUGAUGCCUCACUUCUUUUGCCAGACUCGCAAAAGCCUCACCACACUGAUUCUGAUAGCGCUGCUACUAGUAUUUUCAUGGAUUCUACCCUGCAAAUGAUGGGUUUUGGGAUUUCAUCUUCUUCUUCAUCAUCUUCUUCAGACUGGACUCAAACUUUACUUAGAAGAAAUGGAAGAGCUGAGAGUUACAAUUCCAUACUGCAAGAAGAAAUGAAUUCUUCUCAAGUCCAAAAAGAUUGGAGCAGUCCAAAGAACUUUACUGGUACGGGGGAAGAUUCAUCCAUUAACGCUUUUAAAGAAAUAAACCAAGAUUUCUCUUUAGAGCAACAAAGGCUAAAUAGUCCGAUGAACACCUCCGAGAAUGCUACGGCAACAACUUGCCAAGGCUUAUCCACAGGAUUUUCAAUGGGGUCACCAUCUUAUGGCUAUCCUUCAACACUGAUACAAAGUUUAUUUGACCCAGAUCCUCAACCACAACAAUCUCUUUUCAACAACCGAACCAUCAACUAUUCUUCACCUCCAAAUUACGGGACCAUCUUGAAUGAACUCUCCCCUUGUUGGCCUAAACUUGCUCCCUUUCUAAAACCCUCAUUGCCGAAGCAGCAGCAGCAGCCUGCAUGUGGUGGCUUGCACUUCUCUAACAAUACACCCUUUUGGAAUGCUUCAGCAACUGCGCUAAAUGAUAUUAGACCCAGUUUUCUACCCUCUCCUCAACCUCAAUUUCUUGUUCCAACUUUUGACGAGAAACCCAACUGUUUCAACCUCACCACAAAGACUAACAAUGAAGAAGUUCGAGACUCGGGAUCAUUUGUUAAGAAAGGAAGUGAACCAGCGUUCAAAAGGCCUCGAAUUGAAACGCCAACACCAUUACCAACAUUUAAGGUCCGAAAAGAGAAGCUAGGGGACCGAAUAACUGCCCUUCAGCAAUUGGUUUCACCUUUUGGAAAGACUGAUACUGCAUCUGUUCUUCAUGAAGCCAUCGAGUAUAUCAAGUUUCUCCACGAUCAAGUCAAUGUUUUGAGUACUCCAUAUCUGAAAAAUGGUAAUCGUCAACAUCACAAGGUUGGUGAAAAAUUGAAGGACGAAGAAGGGUCAUUAAAACAAGAUCUGAAAAGCCGAGGGCUAUGUCUUGUACCAAUCUCAAGCACAUUUCCUGUAAGUAAUGAGACCACAGCAGAUUUCUGGACGCCAACAUUUGGAGGUACUUUCAGGUAGAGAGAAGAAUGUGAAACUCUAUUGAAUAUAUGAUCCAAGCAAGAUGGGAUUCAUAACUUCAAUACAAAAGGAGAGAAGAUUAUUAGGAGCUGAACAUUGUUGUGGCAUAGGCUGGUAGCUGUACCAGUGUUGCGAGAAAAGCUAAAGAAAACAAAGAAAAAGAAGAGGAAGUGACCCUUCAAAAUGGAAGCAGGCAAUGCUGGGCCAGCUGCAGGCAGAAUGAUUUAGGAGCUAGCAAAUGAUGAGGAACUCUUCAAGAUAAAUAUAAUGUAUUUUAUAUUAUAUAGGAAAUUAAAAAGCUAGGUUAAGCACAGGAACAAAUGCUAAAUUUAGCCAUAAAGUUUGAAAUUUGUAAGUUAAUUAAGAGCUGAAUUUAGCAGACGGGCAAUAAUUAAUAAUAACAAUAACUAAAAGCCUUUUGUUCCUGGUGAAAGGCACACCCAUCUCUUAAUUUUUAUUGUUAUUGAAGAAGAAGGAAAAGAAAAAGAAAAUAAUUUUAAUUCAAAAAUAUAACUCAGUGGAGCUCAUUUGAUUGCUGUUAUAACUUUUUCAUUUGUUUAUACGUUUUGAAUGUGGUAGUGGAAGUCAGAGGCCGAGCCCACACUUCCUGCUUUAAUUAGGGUUUCUGGUUUUUUAUUUUUGUCUCUUUUUUCUUUCUCUGUACUCAGUAAUCACAAUGAGAGAGAAGAAGAACCUCCAUGCUCGCGCGUGCAUGUCAUGUGCGUCUCCUUCUCUCUUCUCUAUGAGAAGAUUUCCUUAAAAGGUUUC